Messenger RNA from Impatiens glandulifera, 3097 nucleotides. RefSeq names its product glutamate receptor 3.3-like. The record is from RefSeq and is a predicted model, not a curated record. Bases 286 to 3015 code for a protein of 909 amino acids. Gene Ontology annotation, cellular component: plasma membrane. The transcript is spliced from 6 exons. Gene Ontology annotation, molecular function: glutamate-gated receptor activity. Lineage: Eukaryota; Viridiplantae; Streptophyta; Magnoliopsida; Ericales; Balsaminaceae.
GAAUAAUGAGUUAUGGACGGAAGAAGAAAACUAGAAAAGUAGAAAACUUGGACCCAUUUGGUUCUUUAUCUAACUUUCGCAAGUAUUUGGAGGCACGAUGAACCAACAACCUACCUUCUCUAUCUAUCCAGCCUCUUCAAUCACUGUGACCUGAAAAACCCACCUAAAUAUUCCAUGCUUGCUCAACAACUUGCAUUUCCUCUUUUCCAAUUUGGGUUUUUCCGUGUGCCCUAAAGCUGGAACCAAUCUGGGAUGUGGGUCUUCUUCUUCAUUUAAUCUUCAGAGAUGAACACGGUUUGGAUUCUCCUCUUGUUUUCACUCCAACUAGCGGAUUCCACACUAGGAUUGUUGAAUAUGAAUGUUCCUUCAAGGCCUGAUGUAGUAAACGUUGGUGCUGUUUUCACUUUCGAUUCCUCAAUCGGAAGAGUUGCAAAGUUAGCUAUUCAGGAAGCUGUUAACGAUGUCAAUUCAGAUUCAUCUCUUCUUCCAGAAACCAAACUCGUCGUUCAUAUGCAGAACUCCAAUUGCAGCGGAUUUCAAGGUUUACUUGGAGCAUUGAAGUUUAUGGAGACUGAAGUUGUUGCAGUUAUUGGUCCACAAUCAUCUGUAGUUGCUCAUAUGAUAUCCCACAUUGCUAAUGAACUUCAACGUCCUCUUCUGUCAUUUGCUGCAACGGAUCCAACUCUAUCAUCUCUUCAGUUCCCUUUCUUCCUUAGAACAACCCAAUCUGAUUUUCAUCAGAUGGCUGCGAUUGCAGAUAUUGUUGAUUACUAUGGCUGGAGACAGGUUGUAGCCAUCUUCAUAGAUGAUGAUUUUGGAAGAAAUGGUAUAUCUGCUUUGGAUGAUUCCUUAGCGGCUAAACGUUGUAAGAUCUCUUCCAAGAUUGGUAUUCCUCCUGGAUCUGGAUUGAAUCGAAACAAUGUUAUGGAUUUUCUAGUUCGAAUUCAGUUAUCGGAAUCACGAAUCAUUGUAGUUCAUGUUCAUCCUAAUAUGGGUUUUUUGAUAUUCUCUGUUGCACAUUAUCUUCAAAUGAUGAAUGAUGGGUAUGUUUGGAUUGCUACUGAUUGGCUUUCUUCGGUUCUUGAUACCCUUUCGAUUGUUACUCCUUCCGAGUCAUAUGAUACGAUGCAGGGUGUUCUUGUUUUACGUCAAUAUACUCCUGAUUCGGAUAGAAAGAAGGCUUUUUUAUCGAGAUGGAGCAAUUUGACUGGCGGUUCUUUAGGGCUUAAUUCUUAUGGACUUUACGCUUAUGAUACGGUUUGGCUUGUGGCUCGUGCUGUUAACUUGUUUCUCAAUAGGGGUGGCGUUAUUUCGUUUAAGAAAGAUCCUAAUUUAAGGUUUGGAGGAGGAAAUCUUGGUCUUAAUGCUAUGAGGGUUUUUAAUGGAGGUUCUCUUUUGAUGAAUUGUAUAUUGGAGAGUAAUUUUACUGGUUUAUCGGGUCAGGUUGAGUUUGGACCGGAUAGAUCUCUUAUUCGGCCUGCAUUUGAUGUUAUUAACGUGAUUGGAAACGGGGUUAGACGGGUGGGUUAUUGGUCUUAUCAUUCAGGUUUAUCAACUCAACCUCCUGAAAUGAUUUAUACAAAUGAGAACAAUAAUUCGAAUUCAGAACAUAAGCUUUUCAGUGUAAUCUGGCCAGGACAAACCACGGAGAAACCUCGAGGAUGGGUUUUUCCGAAUAAUGGUAAGUUACUGCGUAUCGGAGUACCAAGGCGGGUAAGUUAUCGAGAAUUCGUGUCUCAAGUACACGGAACCGAUAAAUUUAAGGGAUUUUGUAUCGAGGUGUUUCAGGCAGCUCUGAAUCUUUUGCCUUACCCGGUUCCUUAUGAAUUCAUUCCUUUUGGAGAUGGAAAGGAGAACCCGAGCUAUCAAGAACUAGUGAAUUUGGUGGCAACUGGUCAUUUUGAUGCUGCUGUUGGGGAUAUUGCAAUUGUUACAAAUAGGACGAAGAUAGUGGAUUUUACACAACCUUAUGCUUCGUCUGGGCUGGUUGUGACUACAUCGUUUAAGAAACUAAACUCGGGUGCUUGGGCGUUUCUUCAACCAUUUUCUCCUUUAAUGUGGGCUGUUACCGCUUCCUUCUUCCUUCUAAUCGGUGUUGUCAUUUGGAUUCUCGAGCAUAGGUUAAACGAUGAGUUUCGAGGCACACCUACAGAACAAUUUAUCACUAUUGUAUGGUUUAGUCUAUCGACUCUCUUCUUCGCUCAUAGAGAGAGCACAGUGAGCACGCUUGGUCGGGCAGUGUUGCUUAUUUGGCUUUUCGUUGUUCUUAUAAUAAACUCGAGUUAUACUGCGGGUUUAACAUCAAUCCUCACGGUACAACACUUGAGUUCCCCGAUUAAAGGAAUUGAGGAUUUGAAAAGAAGUAAUGAUCGAAUUGGGUAUCAAGUAGGCUCGUUUGCCCAACAUUACUUGAUCGAUGAACUUGGUAUACCAAAAUCUAGGCUUAUCGAACUUGGAAAACCCGAGGAUUACGUGAGAGCAUUGCAAUUGGGUCCUAAAAAAGAAGGGGGUGUAAUUGCUGUUGUCGACGAACGCCCUUACGUUGAUCUUUUCUUAUCGACUCACUGCAAGUUCAGAGUUGUCGGACAUGAAUUCACCAAAAGCGGUUGGGGCUUCGCAUUUCCUCGAGAAUCUACAUUGGCUAUUGAUGUAUCGACCGCGAUUCUUACAUUAUCGGAGAACGGCGAUCUCCAAAGGAUCCGUGACAAGUGGUUGCCGAAGAGUAGUUGUAGCUCAGAUGGCACCGAGCUAGAAUCCGAUGAACUUCACCUUUCAAGCUUUGUUGGUCUGUUUCUUAUAUGCUUGAUCUCUUGUUUAUCGGCCUUAGUGGUAUACGCCUUGCAGCUAUUCAGCCGGUAUCGACGUUUUACACGCGAAGAAGAAUCUUUGGAAGAUGGACCAAAUGUUGUUGCUAGGUCAAGAUGCUUCCAAACAUUGUUAACGUUGAUGGAUAAAAAGAAGAGUACCCCGGAUAGGAAAAGAGGCGAGCCAUCGUCACAAUCCGAGGUCUCUUAAUCAAUUUAUUAAUACAAACUUUAACUUAAAAAUGAAAAUUCAUGAAAUGAAACGUAUAAUAUCAUCCAUAUGCUUGUUUGAA